UAAAAUUGCUGUGACUUAAUUUGCUUACUAUGUGAUGUUAGCCGGUGCUUCUCAAGUGAAAUGGAAUCGAUUCAAUGAAAACAUCUUGGCCUCAUCUCAUGAUGGUGAUAUUAGAAUUUGGGAUAAAAGAAAAUCAUCAACAGCCACAACAUAUAUAGCAGCUCAUAGCUCAAAGAUACAUGGCUUGGAUUGGAGCCCAAAACAUGAGAACAUUUUGGCGUCCGCAAGUCAAGAUUCUACAGUCAAGUUGUGGGAUGUGAAGUCACCAAGAAAUGCCGAAAGUGAAGUACAGGUUGGGACACCUGUCUGGAGAGCAAAGUUUACGCCAUUUGGUCAUGGAUUGGUUACAGUUGUUGUGUCACAAAUGAGACGCUCGGAAAACAGUCUUUUAUUGUGGAAUCUGAGCAGUUCGCUGGGAAAGCCUAUUCAUGCCUUUGUUGGUCACGUUGACUUUGUUCCCGAUUUUGUGUGGAGAGUAAAGAGCAUGGAUGAUAAGGAAAAGGCAUUUCAACUAGUGACAUGGUCAAAGGAUAUGACGUUGAGACAGUGGAAAAUUGACAGUCAGUAUUUGAUUGCUUGUGGCCAUCAAUCUAUGUAUAUUUCUCCACCCGCAAGUGCCAGUUUAACUCUCCCAGCUGAGUUAGAAGUUGGUUCCAUUCCUGAAGACAGCUCUGUGCUACCAGCUCUUCUGUCUCCUCCUCCAGACACAUCUGUAGUGUCAUCACGGCAAGUUCAUACACUUUCACAGGAGUUUUCUUUGCUUAAUCAAGAUAUACCAGGAAUUACUGUAGAAAAGUUGGACCUAAGUGCUCGUACAUGUCAAGUUUCGGCUUGUGUCAACUCACUGUUUGUUCGUCUUGUCAUCUUGUUUCCAUCGUUGUAUCCCAAUGAGGCUACACCAUCGUUCCAAAUUUCUACCGAGUCACCCAUCGAUGUAACAGCAAAGAACCAACUCAUACAGUCUUUGUCCGAGACUGCUAAGCCACUGGUAAAUCAACACCGUCCCUGCCUGGAAGUGUGUUUGAGAAAACUUGUUGCACUUCUCGAACGUCAAGCAGUUCGAAGGCGUGAUUCUGGCGGUACCCAAUCUGGAGACAGUGAUAUUGAGAUUUCACAAAGAGAAACCAGAUCGAGAAAGAUGAUUACAUUUACUUAUUGUUCAUCAUUUGAUGAUAACAUUCCGUUUCCUAGAACGUGUGGAGGCAGCUUUUGCUCUGCUGGGAUGCUUGUGGUCUACAGUCGUCCUGCAGGGAUUAAAGGUCCUCACGGCGUUACAAAAACUGCAAGGUCUUUGGCUGAGUUGAGUAGUCACAGCAGGAAAUUGUUUGGUCGGUCGGCAGCUGUUGUUAAAGUAAAAGCAAGGACGGCAGCAGUUGUGAGUCGAGACUCUUCAGCUGUCCCAAUUCAGAAACAUGGUGGUCACAUAGUUAGUGAUCUGCAUGGGUACUCGACAUCCCCCGGGGGUAUGCGAGAGCAGAGAGUGUCAUUGCGUUCAUAUUAUUGGCUACCACAGAGUGAAUUGAAAAAGGUAAAAGGGAAUCAUCAACUCGUUGGCAAGCUUUACGUCAACCACAUUGUGAUAUAUGAUACUCAAUCACUUACUUCUGUGUCUUCUAGUCUUGCUGAGAUUUAUACAUUAAAUGGAAAUGACAUUUCAGCUAUUUGUGAUGCCAAUGCAGUUGCAGCUGCCAGUGUGGAACGAUAUGAACUUGUUCGAGUAUGGCAGCUACUGAAGGGUGUGACAAGGUCACAUUUGGUUUCUAGAACAAGUCUCAAUGAUGAGUCUCCUUGGGCAGCAGUACCUUUUGGACGACAGCUGGUGCAAUCACUAAUGUCACAUUAUGAAAAAUUGAAAGAUGUUCAAAUGUUGGCAAUGCUGACAGCUGUAAUUGCUCUAUCUGAAAGGGUGGGUGAACAUGAAAUGGAUCAUAUUAAUGCUAGCAACAGCUCUUUUUUUGGACAUCAGGACACUGCUCAGAAAGUUGCUUCAUUGUGGCACCAUCGACCUUUAUUGCCAUCAGCAGAUGCAGUUGAUUGGGUUGAUCCAGAUGAAGAGAAGAAAACUCAUCAACUAAGCUGCAGAUUACUGGACUCUGAACGAGAGAAGCAAUAUGAUGAGUACAAGCGAGCAUAUGGCGAAAUUCUUUACUGCUGGGGCAUGCUGCCGCAAAGAUGUGAAGUAUUGAAGUUUAUCAAGUCAGACCAGACACCACACUCUGGUCUUUCAUUUGGCAUUCAGUGUCACCAUUGUGAUAGUCCUUUGACAAAUGGUAUUACAUGCCCACGGUGUAAUAGAUAUGGAUUGAGUUGUUCGAUCUGUCGAAUAGCAGUGAAAGGAUGCUCUAACUUUUGUUUAUCAUGUGGUCACGGCGGUCACACCUUUCAUAUGAUGGACUGGUUUACCGAUCAUGAUGUCUGUCCAACCGGGUGCGGUUGCCACUGUAUAGACCAGCCAUCAAAUCUAUUAUGAAAUAGCGUAGUUGUUUUCUUUGCUAUAGAGUUCAACAUAUUCGAAUACGUUAAUUUGUGUAAAGUACAGUUGGGUUAACGUUUGUAUGUGGGGAAGCAUACCAUUAUGAAUUCGUUGCU
Corticium candelabrum is the source of this 2589-nucleotide messenger RNA. Its product is annotated as GATOR2 complex protein WDR59-like. NCBI's taxonomy places the organism in Eukaryota, Metazoa, Porifera, Homoscleromorpha, Homosclerophorida, Plakinidae. Gene Ontology annotation, cellular component: Seh1-associated complex; vacuolar membrane. The transcript has 18 exons. The record is from RefSeq and is a predicted model, not a curated record. The coding region runs from base 35 to 2470 and encodes 811 amino acids. Gene Ontology annotation, biological process: positive regulation of TORC1 signaling; cellular response to amino acid starvation. Gene Ontology annotation, molecular function: signaling adaptor activity; protein binding.